UACGCGUAUCCUGCCAGCUGACCGCCCUUGCCUUUAAACCAAUCCCAAAUCUCUCCAUCUCUUGCUCUCUCUUCCACACGAAUCUUGGCUACUUCCUUAAUUUCAUCUUCUUCUUUGGACCUCCCAAUGGGCAACUACAUCUCCUGCGCCAUCUCCGCCGUUCCCGGCGGCAGAUCAAGAGCCAUCAAGGUUAUCCUGCCAAGCGGCGACGUCCGGCGUAUCGUGGACGGGACGGCAAACGUGGCCGAGCUCAUGCUCGACACCCCCGGCCACUUCCUCGUGAACUCGCGCUCCAUGCAGCUCGGUCGGCGCUUCGCAGCGCUCUCCGCCGACGAGGACCUGGAGAUGGGUGAAGUUUUCGUCAUGAUGCCUAUGAAGAGACUCAACUCUAUCGUAAUGGCGGCUGAUAUGGCCAGAUUGUUUCUGGCUGCUAAUAAAGAAGUCCGGAAGUCGAGAGUCCUGCCGGAGUCUUCCUCCUCCUCCUCCUCGCAAGGGUCGCCGGCGAAUCCAGUGGUAGGGCCGGAGUUGGAUGAUGCGGGCAACGACGUUAAUCCGAUGGCGAUGGGGACAGGGGAGUUUAAGUACAGGUUGAGCAUGCGCCGGUCGAGGAAACCGACGUUGGAGACGAUCGCAGAGGAGGCCAUCGGCUCAAGAUGAGAAUUAUAUGGUGCCUCUUUAUCAUGAGUUUUUAGUGAUCAAGGGGAAGAAGAUUUCAGACGUAGCCUCUCUCUUUUUUUUUUUUUUUAAGAUUAUUUAGUUGGUCAGUGAUGGGGUGAUUCUGUGACAUGGUCUUAUUCCUUUUUUUUUUUUUUUUGGGUAAGUGACAUAGUCAUAUUCCUUAAAAUCACCAUAUAUAUACAUCCAAUGAAUAUUCUAAAAAGAUUUGGUAUUUUUUCUAAUGGACUUGGAACUUUGCGAUUUGAGAAUGACGUUGUUAGCAUCUUAGAAUGGUCAGAAAAUUAAAUAAAUGUGGUAUAUUACCAAUUUGCUGGACAUUUUCCUCAACGGCGUAAAUUAAUUAAGGGUGAAAUGACCUCCUAAAAUAUCUCGCAGGCUUAUUCUGUGCGCUGCCCCUUGCGCGUAUUGAAAGUUUCAGCUUUUUUCCCGAACAAGAGUUCGUAUAUUUGAAAAGGAAAAAAGAUACAUAUAUUUUGAGUAUUUUAAGAUUAUUGGUGUAGAUUUU
Elaeis guineensis (African oil palm) is the source of this 1183-nucleotide messenger RNA. RefSeq lists its product as uncharacterized. The record is from RefSeq and is a predicted model, not a curated record. NCBI's taxonomy places the organism in Eukaryota, Viridiplantae, Streptophyta, Magnoliopsida, Arecales, Arecaceae.